UUCCCUCCUCCACCACCACACGCGCACCCACCACCAUCACCGCACCACCCUGUGCUUCCACCACCAUACCCAGUUCCAACACCACCCUCUCCAGAUAACCACCACCCAACUAUCAUAGUGAUUGUGUUUGUAUCCUUUGGAGGCCUUUUGUUCCUUUCAGUGCUGGCUUUUGCUCUGUUUUGCCUGAUCAAGAAGAUGAAGAAGAAGAAACAAGAAACUGAUAUCAUCCAUUUUGAUGAGCACAGGCAUGUCACUGAAGCCAUUGUGCCUGGCCCUUGUGGUGAGCAAGUGGUGGUGCUAUCAGUUGACGAUGAUGUCCACAUUGACGAAGAAAUCAUCAAGAAUGAGGAAUUUG
Molecule: messenger RNA, 355 nt
Organism: Arachis duranensis
Lineage: Eukaryota; Viridiplantae; Streptophyta; Magnoliopsida; Fabales; Fabaceae
Product: protein TRACHEARY ELEMENT DIFFERENTIATION-RELATED 7A-like
Exons: 1
Biological process (GO): plant-type secondary cell wall biogenesis
Source: RefSeq, a predicted model, not a curated record